Molecule: messenger RNA, 2984 nt
Organism: Brachypodium distachyon (stiff brome)
Lineage: Eukaryota; Viridiplantae; Streptophyta; Magnoliopsida; Poales; Poaceae
Product: DNA replication licensing factor MCM4
Exons: 18
Coding region: 114-2681 (855 amino acids)
Biological process (GO): DNA strand elongation involved in DNA replication; mitotic DNA replication initiation; DNA replication
Cellular component (GO): MCM complex; nucleus
Molecular function (GO): ATP hydrolysis activity; single-stranded DNA helicase activity; ATP binding
Source: RefSeq, a predicted model, not a curated record
CCCGCCGCCGCCUCCCGCCAUUUUACCCAGUUCCCCUGACCCCUGCCUCUCAUCUCUCCCCACCCCUUCCCUGGACUCUCUCUCUCUCGUCUUUCCCUCUCCGUGCGUGAGCUAUGGCGACCAAUCGCGGCGGCGGCAACAGCAGCCCUCCCAACAACUCCGUGUCGUCGCCCGAUGUCCGGCCAUCGAGCCCGCUCCCAGCCACCAACUCAUCCCCUCCCCAGUCCACGCGGCGCGCCGUCGGGCGCCGCCGCCGGGGCUCUGCCAGCCCGUACCCUUCAUCCCCCUCUCUCGGGGGGUUCGAGACGCCGCCGCCACCCGGCCGCUCCACGCCGUCCGGCGCUGGGCCCACCCGGCAGCGCCAGAACUGGACCGGACGGUUCCCGCCAACGCCGUCCACUCCAAUGUCCACGGACGACGUCCCGAUGUCCUCCGAAGCCGGGGAUGAGGACACCCCGGAGACCGACGGCGGUGGCGCCGGCGUCGACGCCACCCCGGUCUUCGUCUGGGGUACUAACAUCAGCGUGCAGGACGUUAACGCCGCCAUCCUGCGGUUUCUGCGCCACUUCCGGGACCCCCGCGACGCCGGCCGCGUCGACCCGGUCAUGGAUGAGGGCAAGUACAUGCGCGCCAUCCACCGCAUCCUCGAGCUCGAAGGUGGGGAGUCGCUUGACGUGGACGCACACGACGUGUUCGACCACGACCCUGACCUAUACGGCAAGAUGGUCCGGUACCCGCUCGAGGUGCUUGCUAUCUUUGACAUCGUGCUCAUGGAUCUCGUGGCGCGGAUUGAGCCACUGUUCGAGAAGCAUAUUCAGACUAGAAUCUACAACCUCAAGUCGUCGAUUUGCUUGAGGAAUCUUAACCCAUCAGAUAUUGAGAAGAUGGUGUCGAUCAAGGGUAUGAUAAUUCGGUGCAGCUCAGUCAUACCGGAGCUGAAGGAAGCUGUGUUCCGCUGUCUUGUUUGUGGCUUCUACUCAGAGCCUGUCAUGGUUGAUAGAGGGAGAGUAACUGAGCCGCAAAGAUGUCAGAAAGAGCAAUGUAAAGCAACAAAUUCUAUGACGCUAGUGCAUAAUCGUUGCAGAUUUUCAGACAAGCAGAUCAUAAAGUUGCAGGAAACACCAGAUGAGAUACCAGAAGGUGGUACUCCUCAUACAGUUAGUGUAUUGAUGCAUGAUAAGCUUGUUGAUGCUGGAAAGCCUGGAGACAGGGUUGAGAUCACUGGGAUAUACAGGGCCAUGAGUAUCAGAAUUGGACCAAGUCAAAGGACAGUGAAGUCAAUAUUUAAGACAUAUAUUGAUUGCCUUCACAUAAAGAAGACAGACAAGUCUAGGCUUCAUAUUGAAGAUGGUAUGGAUACUGAUAGCACCAAUGCUAGCAAGACUUCUGAAGAUGACUUUGUCAGAGAUAAGAUUGAGAAAUUAAAAGAGCUUUCAAAGUUGCCUGACAUCUAUGACAGAUUGACUAGAUCACUGGCUCCAAACAUAUGGGAACUGGACGAUGUUAAGAGAGGACUCCUUUGCCAACUUUUUGGUGGGAAUGCUUUGAGGCUUCCAUCUGGAGCAAAUUUCAGAGGUGACAUCAACAUUUUGCUUGUUGGUGAUCCUGGGACGAGUAAAUCCCAGCUUCUCCAGUACAUGCAUAAACUUUCUCCUCGUGGUAUUUACACGAGUGGAAGAGGCAGUUCGGCAGUUGGUCUUACUGCUUAUGUUGCGAAGGAUCCUGAAACUGGUGAAACUGUUCUCGAGAGUGGUGCACUUGUUUUGAGUGACAAAGGUGUUUGCUGUAUCGAUGAGUUUGAUAAGAUGUCUGAUAAUGCCCGAAGCAUGCUUCAUGAGGUGAUGGAGCAGCAGACUGUAUCCAUUGCAAAGGCUGGAAUAAUUGCGUCUUUAAAUGCUAGAACAUCUGUUCUAGCAUGUGCAAAUCCGUCUGAAUCACGUUAUAAUCCAAGGCUUUCUGUCAUAGACAAUAUCCACCUUCCUCCAACACUGCUGUCAAGAUUUGACCUGAUUUAUCUUAUCUUGGACAAGGCAGACGAGCAAACUGAUAGACGCUUGGCUAAGCAUAUUGUUUCAUUGCAUUUUGAGAAUCCAGAUGUAGAGGAGCACCAGGUCUUGGAUUUGCCCACGUUAGUUGCAUACAUAAGCUACGCAAGGAAGUAUAUUGAGCCACAGUUAUCUGAUGAAGCAGCAGAAGAAUUGACCCGUGGCUAUGUUGAGAUGAGGAAAAGAGGGAACAGCCCUGGGAGCCGAAAGAAGGUAAUCACUGCAACAGCUAGGCAAAUUGAGAGCUUGAUUCGUCUCAGUGAAGCACUGGCUCGAAUGCGGUUCUCAGAAGUGGUAGGAGUGCGAGAUGUUACAGAGGCCUUUAGGCUUCUUGAAGUCGCGAUGCAGCAAUCUGCUACUGAUCAUGCAACAGGGACGAUUGAUAUGGAUCUAAUCAUGACGGGAAUAUCUGCAAGUGAAAGGCAGAGGCGUGACAAUCUUGUUGCAGCUAUCCGAAACCUUGUCAUGGAGAAAAUGCAGCUUGGAGGGCCCUCAAUGCGUAUGAUUGAGUUGCUGGAAGAAUUAAGGCAACAGAGCUCCAUGGAAGUUCAUCUGCACGAUGUUCGUGGUGCUCUUGGCACUCUGAUGAGUGAGGGAACCGUAGUUAUGCAUGGAGAUAGUUUCAAGAGGACCUGAUAUGUUAUCAUGUAGGAUCCAUGGCAUCAAGCGGUGGAUAUCACCAGUUCGAUCAACCAUGUCCUUGAGCUGAUCUUUCUACCUCUGCAAGAAUGGUGAAGAUCUGAUAUACUGGAGUGCUAACCUGUUUGGUCAUUUGAUGGCCCUGAUUGGGUAACUUCCUAGAUAGAGGUGUAUCAUGUGCUGUAGAAUUCUUAAACGUGCCUCUUGCUAUUGUUAUUUCUACGUCAACACCAUUUUAAUCCGAGGGACAGUUUUGUUAAUCUGGCUAACAGCUGCAGUAACCAUGACGCAUCAAUCUUU